Zea mays is the source of this 2057-nucleotide messenger RNA. RefSeq names its product anthocyanidin 3-O-glucoside 6''-O-acyltransferase. The record is from RefSeq and is a predicted model, not a curated record. The transcript has a single exon. The coding region runs from base 78 to 1475 and encodes 465 amino acids. Lineage: Eukaryota; Viridiplantae; Streptophyta; Magnoliopsida; Poales; Poaceae.
GAACCGUAGGAUUAUAAAACAAACUACUGAGCAGCAGCCAGCAGGCAGUGAUCAAACAAUGCAAGCUUGAUCAAACCAUGAGGUCCCGGGUGCGAAUUCUCGCCGUCACCCAUGUGGCUCCAGCCCCAGCAGAGGUCCUCUCCAACGACGGCCAUGUCAAGCUAUCGUUCACGGACGCCUUAUUCGUCAACAGGGUGCCCAUGCAGCGGCUCUUCUUCUACGAGGGCCCCGACGUGCCGCCCUUCCAGUCCCUCGUCCGCUCCUUGAAAUCCUCCCUCGCCGCCGUGCUCCCCGUCUUCCGACCCCUCGCCGGAAAGCUCACGCACCGCGCCUCGACGGGCGACGUCGUCGUGGACUGCACCCCGGCCGCGGUCUCGCCGGGCGUCAGGUUCGUCCAAGCCGAGUACGCCGGCAGCAUCGACGACAUGCGCCGUCUCGCCGUCGGCGACGAGCACCACACGGAGGCGUUGGUGCUGCUCGGGCCGGAGCUGAACGUGGCGCGCCUGCCGGCCCCGGUGCUCGCCGUGCAGGUCACGAGGCCCGCCAUCGGGGUUGGGCGCGCCGUCGUGGUUGGGGUGUCCAUCCACCACGCCGUCGCCGACGGCCACUCCUUGUGGCAGUUCAUGAGAGUGUGGUCCGCAGCGUCUCGUGAGCCCGACCUGGUGGUGACACCGCCGCCGACAUGGGAUCGGGCGGCGAUCCCGUACCCCAGAGCCGAGGAGGUGGCCCGCGAGUUCCUGCGCACGGUCGCGCCGGCGCUUCCCGUGGCAAGACCGCCGUCCAUGUGUGCCCCACCGGACCAGCGGAGGAGAAGCUUCCUGCUCCGCGCCGAGGACAUCAGGUCGGUGAAGCAGAGGAUACUGGCCCAAAGCAAAGCCAUCGGCGGCGGACACCUGGGCGCACUCCCAAGCACCUACGUCGCGGUGUCGUCGCUGGUGUGGACGUCCAUCGUCCGCGCAAAGCCCCUAGACGACACCGCCGGCAGCGGCGACGCCUACUUCCUGGUGCCAGUGGACCUCCGCCGCCGCCUCGGCCCGGCGGUCGACGAGCGCUACUUCGGGAACUGCGUGGCGCCCUGCUUCGCGAGGGCCGCCGUGCGCCACCUGCGCGACGGCGGCGCCGGGCUGGGGCACGCCGCUGCGGCUAUCAGCGAAGUGGUCCGCACGAAGCUCAAGGACCCGCUGGGCGGCGCGGAGCGCUGGCUCGAGGACUUCUUCCAGGUGCCCAAGGAGAGGCUCACCCACACGGGGUCGUCCAACAGGUUCAUGGCGUACGAGACGGACUUCGGGUGGGGCAAGCCGAGCCGGGUGGAGCUCGUGUCGCUAUUCACCAGGGGGCUGGUGCUGCUGCUGGGUGCGGAGGAGGGCGGCGUGCAAGUCACCGUGGCGCUCGACCAUGCGCACAUGGAGGACUUCGCAGCCAACUUGGGAGCGGGGACGGAGGUAAAGAAACAGGAGCAACGAUUAUAUAGAUGACCAAUAAACACGAGAGACCGUAUCUUAUGCGUAAGGAGCGCCGAUGCUCCCAUGAGCAAAAUCAAUCCAUACCACACCCUCCACAUCCAACGGUGCUGCGUCAGGGGGGUUUUUGUAAAAUAUUCUUUGCAACUCUGUACAUUUUACAAAAACCCCCUGACGCAGCACCAACGUUUUACAAAAACCCCCUGACGCAGCACCGUUGGAUGUGGAGAGUGUGGUCUAGAUUGAUUUUGCUCAUGGGAACAGCAGGGCUCCUUGCUCAUAAGAUACGGCGAGCCUCAUGAGCCCGGCACACAACCCGCUAUUUAGGUCAGAUCUGAGUUUGACAUAGCCCGGUUCUAUCUAAGUCCGGUCCGGGUCUAGCCCGGCACGGGCGGCGUGCCGAACCCGUUUCGAGUUUUUGGCCUGCCGGGCUAGCCCGAGUAUGGCCCGUUUCUGAACGGUCUAGGACUUGGCCGGUUUAAUAAGAAAACAUUACAAAAAUAGCUCUAUUUUUUAUUUAAAUUCUAUCAUUUAUUUGAGUAAUGUGUAUUAUUUGUAAUAUAUGUUAUUGUAUUUAGUUAUAUCCUUCAAUUAUAA